AUGAUACCAAUACCAUCAUCAUCAUCAUCAUCAUCAUCAUCAUCAUCAUCAUCAUCAUCAUCAUCAUCAUCAUCAUCAUCAUCAUCAUCAUCAUCAUCAUCAUCAUCAUCAUCAUCAUCAUCAUCAUCAUCAUCAUCAUCAUCAUCAUCAUCAUCAUCAUCAUCAUCAUCAUCAUCAUCAUCAUCAUCAUCAUCAUCAUCAUCAUCAUCAUCAUCAUCAUCAUCAUCAUCAUCAUCAUCAUCAUCAUCAUCAUCAUCAUCAUCAUCAUCAUCAUCAUCAUCAUCAUCAUCAUCAUCAUCAUCAUCAUCAUCAUCAUCAUCAUCAUCAUCAUCAUCAUCAUCAUCAUCAUCAUCAUCAUCAUCAUCAUCAUCAUCAUCAUCAUCAUCAUCAUCAUCAUCAUCAUCAUCAUCAUCAUCAUCAUCAUCAUCAUCAUCAUCAUCAUCAUCAUCAUCAUCAUCAUCAUCAUCAUCAUCAUCAUCAUCAUCAUCAUCAUCAUCAUCAUCAUCAUCAUCAUCAUCAUCAUCAUCAUCAUCAUCAUCAUCAUCAUCAUCAUCAUCAUCAUCAUCAUCAUCAUCAUCAUCAUCAUCAUCAUCAUCAUCAUCAUCAUCAUCAUCAUCAUCAUCAUCAUCAUCAUCAUCAUCAUCAUCAUCAUCAUCAUCAUCAUCAUCAUCAUCAUCAUCAUCAUCAUCAUCAUCAUCAUCAUCAUCAUCAUCAUCAUCAUCAUCAUCAUCAUCAUCAUCAUCAUCAUCAUCAUCAUCAUCAUCAUCAUCAUCAUCAUCAUCAUCAUCAUCAUCAUCAUCAUCAUCAUCAUCAUCAUCAUCAUCAUCAUCAUCAUCAUCAUCAUCAUCAUCAUCAUCAUCAUCAUCAUCAUCAUCAUCAUCAUCAUCAUCAUCAUCAUCAUCAUCAUCAUCAUCAUCAUCAUCAUCAUCAUCAUCAUCAUCAUCAUCAUCAUCAUCAUCAUCAUCAUCAUCAUCAUCAUCAUCAUCAUCAUCAUCAUCAUCAUCAUCAUCAUCAUCAUCAUCAUCAUCAUCAUCAUCAUCAUCAUCAUCAUCAUCAUCAUCAUCAUCAUCAUCAUCAUCAUCAUCAUCAUCAUCAUCAUCAUCAUCAUCAUCAUCAUCAUCAUCAUCAUCAUCAUCACCAAUCUCUACAUUUAUUCAUCUUAUCAAUAGCUUUAAAUUGUAUUAA
Heterobilharzia americana is the source of this 1185-nucleotide messenger RNA. NCBI's taxonomy places the organism in Eukaryota, Metazoa, Platyhelminthes, Trematoda, Strigeidida, Schistosomatidae. The record is from the annotation of a GenBank genome assembly.